Meloidogyne enterolobii is the source of this 3354-nucleotide messenger RNA. The record is from the annotation of a GenBank genome assembly. NCBI's taxonomy places the organism in Eukaryota, Metazoa, Nematoda, Chromadorea, Rhabditida, Meloidogynidae.
UUCUGCAUGGCCAGAAAUAAUUUGCAAUCAAUACCUGGCUCACAAAUGCAAUUUAAUCCUGGUUUUUCAGUAGAUUAUUCGCAGGCAUUGAACAAUUUGGUAAAAUCUUCUUUGUUGGCAGGAAAACAAUCAACAGUUUCUACUCAGCCGACUCAAUUUCCUAUUCUUCCUCACAAAGAAUGGAUUUGUGCUAAGUGUGCUUGUAUCAAUGCUAAAGGAAUUUAUGCUUGCAAAAAAUGUGGUCAGUUGAUCGGCUCUAAGGCACAAUUUUCAAAAGAAUAUGCGACCAAUGACCGACCUCCAGUUGAAGUUCUCGGUGCUAGUUCAUCGUCAUUGCCUCUUGAGCCCGUAGUUCGUACUCCUUUUGGUCUUUUACAAACAUUUGCUUCUCCUGAUCCAAAAAAUUUUAUUUAUGAUGCAACCAAGGGCUAUUUUCAUGAUUCAACAACCGGUUUUUUCUAUGACAGAAAUUCUGAUUAUUAUUACAAUCCAAAAUCGAACAAGUGGAUGUUUUGGUGUAGCAAAUAUAGUACAUACAUUGAUUGUUCUGGUGGUGAUCUUGAACUCAAAAGAAGUCUUCAAGAAGAGGAGUUUGACAUUCAACAAAAGCGUUCCGAAAAAACAGAAGAUACAAUUUCUAAUGCUCCUUCUGGAAGUUUGGCUGUUCAACGCCGUAGCGAAAACAUUGCGGAUGAUUGGAUUGAUCUCAUUAAACGUGUCGGCGCAGGUGAUUUAUCAAAUUCGGGGAAGGCGGCGCCUACAAACACAACAACUUCAAAUAUGUCGCGGGCAGAAAAAUCAAGAGAUGAAUUUAUUGCUGACAAGGAAGAGAAAGAACUAAAGAAAUUAAUUACUUCAAAUGCGAAAUCAAAUCUUACUGAUUGUAUUCUGCAAAAUGAAAAGCUUUUGAUCGAUUUGCACAAACUUUUGGUGCAGGAACGGGAUCCGUCAGCAGUUAAAAAAAUACAGGCCCAGAUUUAUGCUUUUAAUUCAACUACGCGUUCUCUUCAAACUCUUCUUUCAAUGCUUGCAAGCGAUGAUACUUUUGCUAGUUCUCAAUCAAAGAGUCAAAAACCAGAUUCUUCAACUUUAAUAACUCCACAAUUCAAGCGACAUAUUACAAAGUCAAUUCAAAAUGAAGACAACGGCAGUUCUCAUCGCAACGUUGAGGAUGAUUCUUUUUACAGUUUAAAUUCUGCCAGAAAAUCUAGCCAAGAUGAGAAGGAACAGAGGAAGAAUGCGAGGCGAUCUGAUAAAUCAAAUAAUUCAUUGCGGGAUGCGAUUUUGGAAGGGAAGCGGACUGCUUUUGAUGAACAUAUUGAACAAGUGGAAAGAUUGCGAAAUAUGCUAGGCAGUGCAAAAAGCGGAGCUAACAAUAAGAAAAAUUGGAUAGAAUCACUACCAAAUAUUUCAUUCCCUAGAGAAGCAUCUCGCAAAGGAACCAGUUUCGAGGAUCAAAUUCGUACAAUUGUUGAUCAAAAUGUAGAGAAGCAGUGGAUACUUAAUUCUAGCAAUGAUGAUGCUAUUACGAUAAAAUCCAGUCGUCGAAGCCCAAGUCCUCGAAAAAGUAGUUCUCGUAGAACCCGCAGCAGAAGUCGUCACAGGACCCACAAGAGCCGAAGUCGAAGCAGAGAUCGUCGUCAAAGGAGUCGAAGUCGGCAGCGUACAUCUAAUCGAAAAUCCGAGCGUAGCCGAUCACGUUCGCGUCAUCGCGGCACCUUCUCUGAUGGGCGUUCUCGACGUAAUGGCAAUGAUGAUGAUGAUUUGGAAAUAAUUAGUUACAAACGGAAGGAUAGUGUAUCUGCACGCUCUCCUCAACCUCCUCCAGUUAUGCCAAUGACAAUUACGCCACCACCUCCUGGACUUUCAAGCAAGACUCCAGGUUCUCUUAAAGAGCUUUUUGAUCGCGCACAUUCUAUGUUAGCACAAGGAUUUGUUGGAGCAAAUUUACUCCAAAAAUCAGUUGAUCAAGGAAAUUUCUCUAGCAUGCAGAAUAUUCCUUCUGGUUUAAGUAAACAGCAAGAAGGUAGUUCGUUCCCCAGCGCUUUUUCAAUGUCUGCACCUUUGAGACCGCAAGGCAAGCUUAAUUUUUGGACAAUAAAGUUAUCUUUUUUAGUCAAUCCUAUUGCACCGCAGACUGGCUUUGGACUUAUGACCGGUAUCUCGCCGAAUUUGGGGCCAAAAAAUAUAUAUACUCCAAAUUCCAACCAGUGGAGGAUGCCUUAUCAGGCCAGUAAUCCAGUUGUUCCAAAUUUGCCCUUACCUAUUAUUUGUGAUUACUGCGGUCGUGAUGGACAUUCACGAGAAGUAUGCCCUUCUUUACCAUCAAAACCAAUUCUUACUCAAGAUCAAAGGGUCAUUCGAAAUGAACUCGAAAGCACCAACACAACUGCCAGAUUUACGGAAAAAGAUGCUGCUUUAGGUCUUUGUCUCAAUUGCGGUCGAUUUGGCCACAGUCAAGUAGGAUGUCUUCUUCCACGUAUUACUGAUCAUGAAUUACAGAAAAGAAUCCGUAAGGCAGAAGAUAAACAACGACUUCAAGAACUCGAUAAAUUGAAACUGAAAAGAAAAGCUGAAAAGUACACUGUUCGGCGCAACGAUCCAUUCAUUCAGAGAUUACGUGUUGUCGCUCCACAUGGGAAGAUUACCAAGGAACAUACUCGAUUGAUUUGUCAACGUUGUAGUGGUUUAGGUCAUAUUUGGAGUGAAUGUGCUCGUCCUGAAGCUCCCCGCUCUACACUCAAAUUGAUUACUGAGAAAAUGGAAGAAUUUAUUCAAGUAUUUUUUGUGCAUCUUAACGAUGAUAAUUUGAUUGAUUUCUCUGAAAAAUUUGAAAAGUUUAUCAUUAUGGAUGGGAUUGAAAAUAAUGGAACAGUUGAUCCAGUUGGACUUCAGUUACAAACUCGCUGUAAUCGUGGAGUUGUUACAAAGGGAGAUUUGCGAGAUUUGUGUAAAAAUUGUGCUUCUCUUGGGCAUGUUCCUGCUGAUUGCGGUCAGAGAUCUAUUUGCUCUAGACAACAUUACGAGAAAAUGCUUAAGCUUGUCGAUGCAUAUCGUGCGUUGGUUAAAGAAGGAAAUGGGAAUUUCUUUCUUCCUCGUAUAAAUCAAUCUCAAAAUCAACAACAACCUCAAUCUUCGAAUAUCAGUCACUCUUAUUCUACUGUGAUUAGACAUGUUGGAACAAAAGAACCGGAGAUCGUUUUGGUUGAUUCAGAUGAUGAAGGAUCGAAUGUCAAGCGUAAAAGUAAUCGAAAAAAGUAAAUAGUACUCAUGCAUCUCAAUUUGAUAUUCAAAUAUGUAUUUGUUUUGAUGUUAAUUUUUGUUCGGGGAUGGACAAAAUUCAAAAAAUAAUUG